Malaya genurostris is the source of this 4047-nucleotide messenger RNA. It is a transcript of the gene Tmf, whose product is annotated as TATA element modulatory factor. Lineage: Eukaryota; Metazoa; Arthropoda; Insecta; Diptera; Culicidae. The transcript has 2 exons. The coding region runs from base 271 to 3495 and encodes 1074 amino acids. The record is from RefSeq and is a predicted model, not a curated record. Gene Ontology annotation, cellular component: Golgi apparatus; endoplasmic reticulum.
ACAUCAGCGACGAAGAUUCUCGUAUUUUGCUUUCGUCUACUGAAGUUUUUGACGUGUCCGCUUAUGUAUCAGAAGAAAGAGUGAAAAAAAAGUCUACAGUGGUGCAUAAAAAAUAUAAAAACUUGCGAAUUUCAAGCAAAAUUAUGAAAAAUUUGUGUUGUGCGCAAUAAAACAAAAAAAAAAACAUUCGACGGCCAUCGAUUUCGUUUAUGCUGGGUGAUGUGAGUGUAGUCGGCAGAGCUGGAGCUGGAAUUGUCACCGUCGUCGAAAAUGAGCUGGUUCGACACGACGGGUAUCGCCAACCUGGCAAAAACGGCCCUGAAGGAGGCUCAGAAGCAAAUUGACAAAGCCUUGGAUAUCAAGGAGGAGGAGGAAUGUGACGGCGCUGCCAAGGGCGGCGGCGGGACGGAAAAAUUGGUUCGCUCGGUUUCGGGUGGCAGCAAAACAGAACCGUGCAGUCCGGUCGGGGCGGCGGAAGCCAAAGGUGCCGGAAACGUCGGGAAGGGUCAGGUAGAUAGCAUCUGGGGAUCAUUUACGGGGUCGUUUUUCGAGCAACCGGUGACGGCGGCCAACGUGACGGUAACAAAACCCCCGUCUAGUUUGAAACGCAAAAGCUUCGAAGAUUCCGGAAUUGCUGAAGUUCCGAAGUGUAGUUUUAAGGAAGAUCCCGAGAAGGGAGCUGGAAGUGGUUCACCGGAAAACAGCUCCGAAUCAAUUGAACUGCUAAGCCCAGUGACAACACCCGGAUCGGCAUUGACUUCUCCGAGCUCGGGACCCACCUUGCAGGAGUCGGAAUCGGUAGAGGUCAUCAAAGUGUUGGGAACAGCGUCCAGUGUUUCAUCACCGGACUCGAUCACUUCGUCGGAUCGCAGUCCGGAGAUCGAGGGGGAAGAGAUAAGAUUCACAUCGGUUGAACUCGGCGAUGACGAUAUCAGCGUGGAAGAGGAUUCCGUGUCGUACACACUGUCCGAGCAACCGAUCACGGUCAUGGAAACCAGUGAGGGAUCCGGCCCGAUUACAGUCGCUCCCAGUCGAAGCAGUCUGCAUUUGAGUUUGGACAAAUCGCGCCAGUUGACGUUUUCUGAGGUGUCCGUUUGCGAGACGGAGGAUUCCAAUGAUUCCGAAACGACGGUGACCUCGGUAGAAAAAGCGAAACUGUCCGAGGAACAGCUGGAGAAGUCGUAUGAGAAUAUAGAAAUUCAGACACAAAUUUCGGAUUCCACGCACAGCUUCGAAGAGAUACAGACAUCACAGAUCCCGGCACUGUUGCUUGCGGAACAGAAGCAGCACCUCCAGGAAGCCGGUUCAUCGCAAAAUUCUGGUGACGAGAUCGAGACGGCUACUUCCUCUGAUAUUGAGAUUAUUUCCAGUCCGAAUGGUGACUCGAGCAGUACCAAUAGUGGGGCUUAUCGGACCAGUCCUUUGAAAAUCCCAGACGGCAAGGGUAAUAUCGAUAUAAUGAUGAUUAAGAAACGUGGCCACAAUCGGGAACUGUCCGAGGUAUCCGUUCAAAGUGUCAGUAGCGACGAUUUGGGUGAAACGGAAAAAUUGAUGCGCAGGAUCACGGAGAUUUCGGAGAUUCUGGAGCAGAGAGAGUUUCGUCUGUUGGAGAUGGGCCGACAGAAUGCCGAACUUCACGAGCAAAACUGUCAGCUUAGUGCCCAGCUGGAAUCGAAACAGAGACGGGCGGAGAGUACGGAGUCGGAAGAGUACACCCAGCGUUUGUCGGCACUGGAGAAAAAGUUUCAGCAGUCGAUUCGAGAACGGGAAGCCUACAAACGGCAACUGGAUGCAGCCCGUUUGGAGGCACAAUCGAAGAUGAAUCGAUCCGAUGUCGACAAGGUGCUGGAGGAAAAAGACACGAUGAUCGAGGAGCUAAAGAAGGAGGGCGAAACUUUGUCCAAGCAAGUUCUGAAUCAUUCCAACAUUAUCAAAAAGAUACGAUCAAAAGAAAGAGAAAAUGAUGCGUUGAUUAAAAAGCUUAAGGAGGACAACGGAACGCUAGCGGAGGAAUCGGAACGGCUCAAGCGAUCUCUUUCGGCCAAGGAAGAAGUAGAGCGGUCCCAAAUCGAAGCCGUGCACAAAUUGUCCUCGGAAAAACGAAAGCUCGAAAGAGACAACAGCUCAUUGAAGAGUCAGCUUGAUGAUCAAAUUCAGAAGUUGGAAACGUUGAAGAAAAGCUUCGAGUUUGCCAAGAAAGAACUGACCGAGAAAACGGAGUCCAACCAUGAUUUGGCACGAAAGUCCGCUCUGCUGGCAACGAUGGAAACCGAGCACGGUAACAUGCAAAAGUUGAACGAUCAGAUCAGCACGGAGCUGGAAGAUUUGCGCGAAAAACUGCGCCGAACCGAGGCGGAACAUGCCCAACGGAUUCAACGGUUGAAAAACGAAAACGCCGAACUUUUACUUCGUGUUGAAGAAACGGAAACCCGUUCGGAGGAGGAAAAGAACGCAACGGCCAUGGUCACCAUUCCGCUGAUGAAACAGAUCGAGUCCCUUCAGAAUGCACUACGAAACAAGGAACGGCUGUGGGAACAACGGGAAGCGGACGUCAGUCGCAAACUGGACGAAUCACUGGCAAAGUCCAAGACUUUCGUUGACAACGAAUGUACUCUGAAGGAGCAGAUUUUUACUCUGAACGGACGAAUUUCCAACUUGGAGGAACGACUGACGGCUGCCCUGUUUAAAUCGGAAGACCUCACGAAUUGCCUUCAGCAGAAACAAAUCGAAUUGGAAUUGCUAGAAAAUGAUCAUAGACUUAAGAUGAAAAGCUUCGAAGAUGAGCGCUGUUCAUUGAAAGCUAAACUCUCGGAGUUGGAAUCCAUUCUAGCGGAGCAGGAGCGCACGCUUGCCACGCAGAAAGAACAACUGGAAACCCUCGGGAAGCAGCAAAAUCAGUCGGUCACUCAUAGUAAGCAUCACGAAUCGACGGCAUCGGGAGGAGGAUCAGUAACACGCCAUUCGCCACCGUCACCAACCGCUCAGGGAGCUCUGGGCGAAUCCCGAGCAUCUUCUCCGACGCAUAGCAUGGGAAAUCUUUCGCUGCCGGAAUCGAUUGGCAGUAUCCCUUGGAACGCGACCGAUGAUGACGGGAUGGGAUCCAACAAUGGACGGGCAACGAUCGGUGGAGCACCACUGUUUCACACAACUUCACUGCUGGAAAACCUUCAGGCCACACUGAAACAACGCGACGGUGAAGUGUACCAGUUGCAGUGGGAACUGUCACGGUUCCAGCAGGAACGCAACGUGCUGCAUGUGGAGAUCUCCAGUUUGACGGCGGAACUAGAAAGUAUCAAGGAAAAAUCCGAACGCACAGCUAAGCUGGAAGAGGAGUUCACUCAACUGCAGGAACGGUACGAUGCACUGUUGCAGCUGUACGGUGAAGCCGUCGAGAAGACCGAAGAGCUCCAGCUGGAUCUGGUCGAUGUGAAGGAGAUGUACAAGGUUCAGAUCGACGAUUUGCUGCAGCAGGUUGCCACCGGCAAACAGUUAUAGUAGUAGUUCGGCGGAGAUGCUAGACAAAGCCAGUGGAUGUUGUCAUCGUACAAGACGGUAGAUCGCUUCUGGGUAGUUUUGGUAGCUGGUAGAAGAGCUGGAUAUUGAUACGAUAGAACAUAUGUUUCUAUUCCGAAUCUGUGAACGGUAAAUGUGCUUGCCAAGUGUGGUAUGCCUUUCGUAGGAAAGCAAAAAUCAAACUGUAAAUAGAAGAGUUGUUUUUUUAUGUUUUUAGAAGGGGUUAAAUCUUCCUGGCGACUAGUUAAGCUGAGUUAGGGCACGGGGGAAGCGUUGUUGUAGCUUUGCUAAGAAUUUGAGCUUGAUUUAGUUUCAGCGUGCUGAGGAGGUAAAACGUGCAAGGACAGUCAAGCUUUUUAAAGGUCACUCGUUGUAUAGUCUCGUUAAUCUAAAAGAUUGUGAAAUGUCAACGUACUGCAACGAUUCUACUGUUUAAAACAAAAUAAUCUAAUAUCUAGCUGAUAUUGUUUAAAGCUAAACUACACACUUUUGAAAUUAUAUAUAUCAAUAAUACUAAAUAGAAUAAAAUAUUUA